Haplochromis burtoni (Burton's mouthbrooder) is the source of this 1947-nucleotide messenger RNA. RefSeq names its product peptidase M20 domain-containing protein 2. The record is from RefSeq and is a predicted model, not a curated record. NCBI's taxonomy places the organism in Eukaryota, Metazoa, Chordata, Actinopteri, Cichliformes, Cichlidae. Bases 189 to 1421 code for a protein of 410 amino acids. Gene Ontology annotation, molecular function: dipeptidase activity. The transcript is spliced from 7 exons.
UUAUUUAGGACAUGUGAAGCCACAGCGGACGGCGCGUCCCUCUGGGUGAUCCAAUCUACCACCAGCCGAGAGCAAAUUCAUUUUAAAUGUAGGCUACACGGCCUUUGAUCAGCCAGCAGAGGGAAGCACAUCAAUGCUUCACUGGGAUACAUUUCCUGUGUUUUUAGGAGUCCAGCUCUAACGCCUACAUGCUGUCGGGCGAUAUGGAGAAACGACAGCAGAUGAAGGACGACCUGCAGCGGUGCAUAGACGCACACAAAGACGAGCUGCACAGUCUGAGUAGAGACAUUUGGAGCAAUCCUGAAGUCGCCGGUAACGAGAAACAUGCGCACGACCGGCUUGUCCGCUUCUUUUCUCAGGACCAGACAUGGACGGUCCAAAGUCACUACAAACUUCCGACCGCGUUCAGGGCCAGCUGGGGUCCAGUUGGUGGAGGGGUGGGAGACCCAGUGUUGAACGUGGGGUUCCUGUGCGAGUAUGACGCCCUCCCGGGUAUCGGCCACGCGUGCGGGCACAACCUGAUAGCAGAGGUGGGCGCUGCGGCCGCUGUGGGGCUGAAGGCUGCUUUAGAGAACCAGACCGAGCUCCCGGUGCCUGUGAAGAUAACUGUUCUGGGAACUCCUGCCGAGGAGGCGUUAGGAGGAAAGAUUGAGCUAAUCAAUGCCGGGGCCUUUGCUGAUAUUGAUCUUGUCUUCAUGGCUCAUCCAGCUCAGCAGGAUGCUUCGUUUCACCCUUGCAUCAUAAUCGAAGAGAUGUUAGUGAAGUACUAUGGGAAGGCGUCUCAUGCAGCUGCAUACCCUUGGGAGGGAGUGAAUGCCCUGGAUGCGGCCGUCCUGGCCUAUAACAACAUCUCUGUACUCAGACAGCAGCUCAAACCAGACUGGAGGAUUCAUGGCAUCAUCAAACACGGAGGAGAGAAGCCCAACAUUAUCCCUGCAUACACUGAAUUAGAGUUUUAUUUGCGCGUCCCGUUGCUCAAGGACCUAUGUGACCUGAAGGCUAAAGCUGAAGCUUGCUUCAGGGCAGCUGCCGGAGCAACCGGUUGCCAAGUGGAGAUCACCUUCCCAACCCCUACCUACUAUAACAUUCUACCUAAUGCCACACUGGCAAGCAUGUAUGAAAGCAAUGGAAAAGCUUUGGGAAUUCAUUUUCCAGAGCAGACAGCCAGCUUCUGCGGUUCUACAGACUUUGGCAACGUGUCAUUCAUAGUCCCUGGUAUUCAUCCGUUUUUCUACAUCUGCACUGAUGCAUUAAAUCAUACGGAGGAAUACACCGAAGCAGCAGGAGCUGAAAAGGCCCAGUUGUACACCCUGAGGACAGCCAAGGCCCUGUCUAUGACAGCUGUGGAUGUAGUGUGCUGUCCUGAUCUGCUUAAGAAAGUGAGAGACGACUUUAGACUGGCCAAACUGAAACAGAAGUGACUGGAAGGCAGUGAUUGUCAUGGUCCUGGGUCCUUUUGACCCAGCGUUUUGUGUUUUCUAUUAGUGUGAUUGUUGGUUCUGUUCUUCCUCUGUUUAGUGUUUACUCUGUCCUGCCCGUGUGUUCCUGUAUUAAGUCCGCGUUUCUUAGUCUGUGUCCUUGCAUGUGUAAGUUCCUGUUUUAUUGUGAAGGUCUGCGUCUUAUGUGAGUGUUUUCAGUUCGCCUCCCUAGUCUCGUCACGUUAAUCACUCCCAGCUGUGUCCCUCACCUGUGUGUAAUCUCCCUGUGUUUUCUGAGUGUUUUUCAGUCGUGUCUUCUGUCUUAGUCGUUGCUGGUUCGUCUGUGUUGUUCCCCUCCAUGUUCUCGUGUAUUCUCCCUGCAUCUCUGUUUCUCGACUCAAGGUUUCAGGUUUGUUUUUGCGUAGCUUUUCCCAGUUUAGUUCAUUCUUAGGUUUUGGUUUUCUUCCUCCUCCUUGUCCCUGUUUGUUUCACCCUUUUGUUACGGUAAUAAAGCUCGCUCACAACUUAA